AUGCUUUUUGGAUUGGUGACAAGUAAGUAAACACAUUAUUUUGAUCCCAAAACAAAUGAUAGACAUGAUGAUCUCGCAUUUGAUCUUGCAAAAUACAAUAACGCUAAAAUAAUUGUCGCUUACCCUUUCUUAUUAAAUUAAAUUAAAUAGAAGAUAGGUGAGUAACUAUAGAUUCAACUUUUCAAUUUAAGUGAUAUACUUUAAGCUAGAAAUGAAAACUAUUUGCUAAGAAUGAUAAGCGAUAAGAAAAAAUUUAGUUAGAAAGAGAAUUAGAUAAUCAAAUUGCGAAGGUUUAUUUCAAAAACAAAUGAAGGUGUAGAAAUUAUAUCAAAUAAAGAGUUUGAAUGA
Molecule: messenger RNA, 348 nt
Organism: Paramecium tetraurelia
Lineage: Eukaryota; Ciliophora; Oligohymenophorea; Peniculida; Parameciidae
Exons: 2
Source: RefSeq, a predicted model, not a curated record